Theileria parva strain Muguga is the source of this 1029-nucleotide messenger RNA. Its product is annotated as putative integral membrane protein. The transcript is spliced from 2 exons. The record is from RefSeq and is a predicted model, not a curated record. NCBI's taxonomy places the organism in Eukaryota, Apicomplexa, Aconoidasida, Piroplasmida, Theileriidae. Bases 1 to 1029 code for a protein of 342 amino acids.
AUGGUAGUUUUAGGGGUUUUUAGUUCAUUUAUAGUUAGUUUUCCUGUGCCAAAUGAGCUGAUGACUGAUUCAAGUGGCCUGUACAAUGAUCCUGAAAAGGUGGAAAGUUACAAAAGGUUUUACUGGAGUAGUGUAGUUUGGUUACUUCUAGGGGCAAUAACAACGUUUGGUGUGAUAAUGUACUCGUUUUCGCCGAGGGUUUACUUCAAUUUACUCGAGGCGCAGGCCCGCAACCCCGGCGAACUACAGUCGAAAUUAGUGAUGUAUUCAGUCCUAAUUUCAGGCAUAGGCGUUUUAAUCGGAGGCAUUUUCCUGCCACUGAACUUAACGGCGAUUGUCAUUUCACUUGUUAUUGCACUGGUGACGGCGUUCGCCGUAGUCGUGUUUGUGUUUCUGAGAUCCUCCAAGGAUUUAUUCUACUCCUUUUUUGCAAGUCAAAUUAGCUGCUUAGCGCUGGGAAUAGUAGAUUUAAUUGGAACAGUGUCCGUAAAUGAUAAGUUUAUACCCGGAAAUCCCACCUACAGGAUGCUCCUGUUUCACAUCGGGAAACCAAUUGGAUACCUCCUUGUCCUCGCUAUCAUUUUUGUACUAGAAUUUCAGUCUUUCGGACAUUCACUAACUCAUUCACUCGCUCAUUCACUCGCACAUUCACUCGGUGAUAAUCCGAUUGGAGUAAAUUCAAGUGUAGAUAAUUUAAUUGGAGAUAAUUUAAUUGGAGAUAAUUUAAUUGUGAGUAGUUUUCCAGUGGAGUCAAAUGUCUUGAUGACGUAUCAAAUUAUUGUAAUGAAUUUGCUUGCGGUGCCGAUCCUAAUUGUGAUGAUAAAUUACUGUAUGAAGUCUGACGAGAAUCAGAGAAAGUGGCGCUCGACAAACUUAAUAAACGCCGGGAAAACGUUAGCAAAGACUUUAUACACUUACCUAUGCCUCGAGGAAUUUGAUCAUACGUUACUCAUCGUCGAAUGCUCCGAAGGAUUCUUCAAUUCAGCCAUCCGUAUCCUCAUACAAUUUUAUCCAUUUACCCCUAAUUAG